ACAAUACCGUGCGCGAUCAAUAUUUAGAGUUAAGAAAUACCCUCUGUGACUCAGAUACGUGUUGUAUGUGUGUUUCUUCGGUUAUAUUUUCACGUAAAGAUGUCUCUUUUUGGGAUUAAGCUAUUCGGCUCAAAGAAAACACCUCCUACCCCAGCGGAGGCAAUCCAAAGAUUGAGAGAUGUGGAAGAAAUGUUGAUGAAAAAGUCCGAUUUUCUGGAAAAGAAGGUUGAGGCAGAACUUCAAACAGCCAAGAAAAAUGGAACCAAAAACAAAAGGGUUGCCUUGAUGGCAUUGAAGAGGAAGAAGAGAUACGAGAAGCAACUAACCCAGAUUGAUGGUACCUUGUCAACAAUAGAGUUCCAGAGAGAAGCAUUAGAAAAUGCAAGCACAAACAGUGAAGUUCUUAAAGUGAUGGGCACUGCUGCUAAAGCCCUCAAAGGUGCACACGACAACAUGGAUAUUGAUCAAGUACACAAUCUGAUGGACGAUGUGGCUGAACAACAAGAAAUUGCUAAUGAAAUUUCAGAAGCAAUUUCAAACCCAGCUGGAUUGGGUGAAGAUUUUGAUGAGGAUGACCUUUUGUCUGAACUGAAUGAGCUUGAGGAAGAAGAGUUGAACAGACAACUGCUUGAUGUCAAUGUUGAUGUUCCUCAAGACCUGCCUUCCGUCCCCACAUCAGAACCUGAGGCUGCAGCUGCAUCUUCACGGGGUAGACCUGUGGCUGCCAGGGCUGAUGAUGACGAUGAUAUGAAAGAACUUGAGAUGUGGGCUUCCUAAACUAUCACUGUGGAACUAGCAUGCAGCGACAUUGUCCUUUCAUCUACAGGAGCUAUAACAAAAUCACACUAUCACUGAUGUCAUCACUCUACAAAUGCUUCAGAGAAAUCCCAUCCAUUGAAGACGUACUCUGCUUCGCAGUCUGUGCUCAUUGCACUGUAGGUAUAGUUAAUGGUCUCUGUGACAUUGAUCUAGUCACGGCCUAAGAUCAGUGUAAUUGUUGACUGCAGCAUUUGUAGACAUAGGAAAAUUUGAGGAAGAGUCACGAAUGACAUGAAUCAGCUUGCUGGAACUGCCUGUCGGUCCAAUCGUAGUUACGUUACUUUUAUCAUUUCACAGAACUUGAAAAGUGGUCAUAUGUUGAUCCUGUGCAACAGGCUCUGGCACAUGUAACAUUAACAAAAUCAAAAUUACUUAAAACAUCUUAGCGUAACUGGAUUCCAAAUUGCAUUUGUAACACAUCUAAAAUCUUUAUGGGAAAAAAACCAGGUGACUCAAGCUACACUUCGAAAUAAAAAACAUGAUCUGUGAAUGACUUUCUUGAGACACGUGAGAUCAGUGAUAAUGUGUUUUUGAGUGGCGUUUGACAUAACUACUAGUUGAUGUAUACCAUGUCCUCCGUUAGGCUACCAAUGAAGUUAUAUCGUUGUAAUCAAUCUGCAUGAAUAUGAAGUAUGCUUCAAUUCAUCAAAUCAUUCUUUCAUGCAUUUUAUUUUCAUAGUUUCUCCUUGAAUGUUUAAUGUGAAAAAAUAAGCAGGCAUCCCUCUGAAUACUAGUAUUCAGUCAAAAUAAUGUCUUUUGACUGCCAAUAUAUAUCUGUUACCAAGUGAUUUUAAUAUUCAUGUCAUAUUUAUGUUAUAUAUGAUGAAAAGUGAAGAUUAUUUGACUCUAAUAUACAUAAAAAGAAAUAUGGGUCUAUGAAUGUUUCAUGGCUGCACUCCGAAGUGUCCCUGAUGUGUACAUACUGACAUCAUCUUGAUAUUUGUGUCAAAUGCCUCCAUGUGUGGCUUUGUAUUGGUUUACUCCAACUAACAAUUUCAUGUGAUAAUUCGAUACCUGACUAGUCUGAUCAGAGCCAGCCAUUGCUGGCCAUUACAGUGACGUUGCAAAUAGAUGUUACAAAGAAACUUAAGGAGUCCGGGGUAUUUAGCCUAUGAAGUUGUAUUUGACUAUCCUACUUCUUAUCUGUUGGCCAUGAUUUAUGAUCAUAUUUCUCCAAAAAGUGUAAUUUGUAAUAGUUUUGGAAGACUGUAUGUUUAAGUCAGUGUAUGAAAUAAGGCCCGUCUGACCGCCCGAGACGGGCUAUAUUUCUGAUGGUCUAAAUUUACAGCUUGCCAGCCCGAUAGAUGUUCCAACAUUUGAGUAUGUUCCAUAUCUUCUGAGUAAAUUGGUUAAAUCUUUUUGGGCUGGUAACAGUUUGAAGUUAUAAGCCCUGAUGUCUGGCUGGAUUUAGGGCUUAUUUCAUACACUGUUUAAGUACAAAAAUAAUGGCGGCUGGUGUAUUGUUUGAGUUGCCAGGUGACUUCACCUAGUGUUUUGUUUUGCAAAUAUUGAUUAAGGACAUCAAAGUCUUAUCACUUGAUAUUGCAAUUUUAAUACAGUUGCUAUGCAUACUUUAUGGUUAUUGUUACAUUUGUGAAUUUUAGCCACUUCCACCCACCCUGUUUUGAACUGUUUAAGAGUGAUCACUUAAAGUUUCACAGUCUUACCUCCCUGGCACACUUUUAGGGUAUUGUUUUUGUCCAUAUAGUGCAAGAAACAAACAACUACCUUAUCUGUCAAAAUCCUGAUGUCAGCUGGCACCGAUUUGUUUGUAUCAUAUUUUCAAAACCCAAAUAUAUAUACCAUGUCAGUGGUUUCUCUGAUGCGAGACAAAUGUGUCAUACUCCAUGUUAGAACAUUCGUGUCAAAAUUGUACUGUUGAAUGUAUUAGUGUAAACUCACGUACAAAUAUGUAGAUGACAUGUUGCCAAGUGUCACGUGAUCUGCUUGUGGUGCCGUUACACUUGCAUGCUGCCAUGCUGUCUAAACUGAUCUGUAAAUAAAGUACUACAGUGGUAUGCUGGAUGCUAAGUCUGGAGAGGCGUCGUGCCUGUAGAAGUAUGUACAAAUAUGUGUAAAAUUUGUGUACAGGAUCACUGUUUUAAUCUUGUCGUAUAUACCAUAUCGCCGUUAGAACUCAGCUCUGUCAACACUUAUCAUAUUUUGAUAAAUAAUUCAAUAAAACUGUUAUCACAUAA
Haliotis rubra (blacklip abalone) is the source of this 3017-nucleotide messenger RNA. RefSeq names its product charged multivesicular body protein 4b-like. The record is from RefSeq and is a predicted model, not a curated record. The coding region runs from base 100 to 777 and encodes 225 amino acids. Gene Ontology annotation, biological process: late endosome to vacuole transport via multivesicular body sorting pathway; vesicle budding from membrane. Lineage: Eukaryota; Metazoa; Mollusca; Gastropoda; Lepetellida; Haliotidae. The transcript has 5 exons. Gene Ontology annotation, cellular component: cytoplasmic side of plasma membrane; ESCRT III complex; multivesicular body.